This is a messenger RNA of Meriones unguiculatus (Mongolian gerbil), 1589 nucleotides long. RefSeq names its product doublesex- and mab-3-related transcription factor C1-like. The record is from RefSeq and is a predicted model, not a curated record. The transcript is spliced from 7 exons. Bases 444 to 998 code for a protein of 184 amino acids. NCBI's taxonomy places the organism in Eukaryota, Metazoa, Chordata, Mammalia, Rodentia, Muridae.
GAGCAGCGCCCCCGCAUCCUUCCGGCCCCGGGCUCCGGCAGCACGGGCCCCAGGCAGCAGUUCCGGCCCCGGCCAGCAGAGGCACUUCGGGGCUGCGCCAGCGCGUUCCCACAGCUCUGGCAGAGCCGGGCAGCGGAGGCUGCGCCCCCUCCCCUGCCCGCUUCCUGGUCCUCGGGGUGUGAGGGCUGAGGCCUGGGACUCCAGAGCCGGGGGCAGCGGGUGUUCUCAGAGGCCGCCGGACGCCACGGUCCUCGCGGCCUCGCAGCCAGCGCUCGGGCCGGCGGCCGAAUGCCCGAGGACGCGCAUCUCCUCCCCGAGUUCCUGCUUCCUGGGCCAGCCAGAGCCGCAGGAAAGGUGGUGAGGACUUUUCUGCUGUGAGUGCCUCCAAGAAGGAUAAGGGUACACGGGUAAAGAGACGCCCGGUUAAGAGACAGAGAAGGAUUAUGGCUGCUGCCUCACACAUUCAUGUCAAGAAACUGACUGUGGAAGAAGGAGUUCACACUGGAAAGAACACUGUGCACCAGCUCCAGACCCAGGUUGACGUAGCAACCCAGGUGGAGAGCCCCCAAGGGCCGGUGCUGAUGAGCCAGCUCCCGGAAACAACAUCUGUGCCAUAUACUCCGGAGACUGUGGGGCAGCAACUGAUGGUGUCUCUUUCUGAGGAGCCCCAUGGACCCUCUGCCAUGCCGAGCAUGUGCUCAAACCUGAUUGUUCAGCCAUGUGCCACCACUGACCCUAUGCUACUGCAACCACAGGGCCCCAGUGCCUCCAACCAGGCUUCGGUUUCUGCUACCUUAGAGUGGCAGGAGAUGCUGGAGGCUGCUGAAGCUCUGCUAGCUCUGAAGAACUCUUCUCAGACACGUCACCAGCCCUGUGGCAUUCCAGGUCCUGCUGGAGAGAGGGGACUGCCGCUGGCCAGCCCCUCUAUGCCACCACGGCCUGCCAACUCCAGUUCGCUGCCUUCUGGACAUCUGGAUUGCAUGUCCCUCUUGACCUAAGAACCCAGACUGUGAGGCCUUGCUAGAGCACUGCCUGUUUGAUUCCUGUUUCUAAACUUGCAAAAUGGCUCCUGUCCAAAGUGCUUAGUGUGUUUUUUAAGCAUUCAGGUAUUUUAUAAGCUUUCAGAUCCUUUUUAUGACGUAAGGCAAUGACUCGGCUUUCCUAUGUUCUUUACCCCCACCCCUGAUUUCUUUGGAAGCUGGGGCUUUCUAUGUGUCUUAUAAAAUGCUUCGUGCAGUCUAAUGUGGCCAAUCGAUCAGUGGGGUUCCGAGUGGCGUCAAAGGCCAGUGUUUUCCUUUGUGUGCGACGGCGCACAUAGCUGUGCACUACUGUACUUCCACAAGCCUGUGGAAACACGAAGAUUCUCACAUUGCAUCUAGAUUUGUGUGGUACCAAAAAUCAAGAAUUUUGUAAGGCAUUAAGAAAUGUGUUCUUCUUUUUUUUGAAAUUAAGCACCAUGUGGUAAAUAUUAAGGAAGACUACUUUGUUAACCAGUUAGCCGGAAAAUAAUUUUACUAAAGCAUCAAGGAAGAGGUUCAAAAUAACAAACGUAAGUCGCAAUGUCUUUCACGAUUGCACACCCCUUUAUU